AUGGUAACAGCAGCAAAGAAGGGAAUGUUGCACUCACUUUUACAUUCUGUCAUCAUUGUGGGCUGUUUUUUAUACUUGCUUUUGCAGUACAUGAGGCCAUUUCAUAGCUGGAUAAACGGACCCUCAAGAAUUCUAAACAUGGAAAACCUUUCUAUCCUCUUGAAGAAUGAAACUAUUGUGCUUAUUUGGUUGUGGCCUUUUGGUCAGCCAUUUGAACUCAACACUUGUAAAUUAGAUUUUCACAUCAAUAACUGCUAUUUAACUGCAGAUCGGAGACUGUACCAUAAAUCUCAUGCUGUCCUUUUUCACCACUCCAACAUCAGGAAGGACUUGGCCAACCUCCCCUUACAUCCUCGGCCAACUUUUCAAAAAUGGGUUUGGAUGAAUCUGGAGUCACCGUCUCACACACAAAAAAAGCACGGCCUCGACCAACUCUUCAACUUGACCUUGACGUAUCGACGGGAUUCAGAUAUCUAUGUUCCCUAUGGAUCUUUGAGAAGGAGCAAAGUUCCAUUAGAUUUUAAGUUACCGAGUAAAAAUGCCUUGGUGUGUUGGAUCAUUAGCAACUGGGAUUCACAGCAUGCCCGAGUGAAGUAUUACAAUGUGCUCCACAAAUAUGUGAAAGUUGUCAUUUCUGGUCAAUUUCUUUGGUAUCGCCUAAGUGAUAAUGAUUUUCUCCCAACGAUAUCCAAAUGCAAGUUCUACCUUUCCUUUGAAAACUCGAUACAUGAAGAUUACAUCACUGAAAAACUCUACAAUGCUCUUCUUGCAGGGAGCGUCCCUGUGGUCCUGGGCCCACCCAGGGAAAACUAUGAAAAUUAUAUUCCAGCCGAUUCCUUCAUUCAUGUGGAUGACUUCCUGUCGCCGAAAGAGCUGGCCGACUACCUUCACAUGCUGGAUGGCAAUGAAGAUUUAUACAUGAACUACUUCAAAUGGAGGAAAUAUUAUACAGUGAGGAGGACUCGUUUCUGGGAUGAACACGCGUGUUCUGUCUGUCAACAUAUUCAGCAACAUAAAGAAUAUAAAACCCUCUCCAGUUUGGAGAAAUGGUUUUGGGAUUGA
This is a messenger RNA of Hypanus sabinus (Atlantic stingray), 1062 nucleotides long. Its product is annotated as 4-galactosyl-N-acetylglucosaminide 3-alpha-L-fucosyltransferase 9-like. Lineage: Eukaryota; Metazoa; Chordata; Chondrichthyes; Myliobatiformes; Dasyatidae. Bases 1 to 1062 code for a protein of 353 amino acids. The transcript has a single exon. The record is from RefSeq and is a predicted model, not a curated record. Gene Ontology annotation, molecular function: alpha-(1->3)-fucosyltransferase activity. Gene Ontology annotation, cellular component: membrane.